GUAUUUGAGUUCAUCUCAAGUAUGCAAUAAAUGCAAACCAUUGCCUCAUUGAAUGACACAUAGAGUGACGUAAUGUUAUGUUUACAAUGUAUUGUCAAAUGUAUUGCUAUUGAAAUGAUUGAAUGAAUACUAAACUUAUUUGAUUUGAUUUGAUUUAAUAAAUUAAUUAAUUAAAUAAAUGAAUCAAUGAUUGAAUCAAUGAAUUCAAUUGAAAAGCAAAACCAAUACAAGUGUCACAUCAUUUGGCAACAAAUCAUUGCCAUCGAUGUCCGAUAUAAUGCCUUCAGAAACGCCAACAUCAAGAUAUUAUAUAUAAAGCGAAGAAAUCAGAUCCUCAGAGAGAUAUCCAAACAAGAGUUGAAUUCAUUUCGUAAACAAUAUAUAAAACUCAGGACACAAUUAUUGAGCCAAAGAUAUGGAGUCAAAUGGGAUCAGUCAUCCCGAAAUCGAUAUGUAAGAAGUAAUAGUAACAGUCGUUUGACAUCUGAAGACUCGAUGGAGUCGAGACCCAGUCGUCAAUUGUUUUCAGUGUUUGAUCCCAAUAUCAGCAAUAUUUACGAUCGAUUGAUACCAGACUUUGAGUUAGACUCGACUCGAAAUAAUGUGAUGAAUGCCUUUUCGGAGAACUAUUCGUUUUCAGGAAUGCAUCACAUCUUUGAUCAGCACAAAGAAGCCGUCACUUCGAUCCGAUUCGCCAACGAUGACAAGUCAUUGCUUUGUUGUGCAUCUAUGGACUCGACUUUAUCUAUAUGUCAAUUAACUCCAUCCCCAGCAACCAUAUUAUAUAUCUUAAAAGGACAUAAAGCAGGAGUCGUUGAUUUUGAAUGGUCUCUAUCUAAUGAUCUAAUAGUCAGUUGUUCUUUAGAUGGAACCGUAAAGUUAUGGGGAGCGGCUUCUGGUUAUUGUUUGCGCACAAUUGAAGAUCCCUACGGUUUACCAGUAAUGGCCUGUAGUUUCCAUCCUUACAAUAAUAAUAUGGUGGUUACGGCCAAUUCAAAAGGUUAUCUUCAAGUCCUCAAUGUGUCGACCGGUAUCUACACAAAGGGGGGUAUGUUUAAGAGCAGUGAUGAACAUAAUUGCAUUUUGUGUCUAUGUUUUGACAUAACCGGUCAAACGCUUUGGGUCGGCGACUCUAAAGGCUUUAUAUCAUCAUUUAUAUUUGAGAUGAAAACAUGUCGUCUUAUAUUAUUUAACAAAGUGAUAGUAGUGGCCGGAUGUGCCAUCACUUCUAUAUCUAACCGAUGUGUUUCUGGUUCUACUAAUAGUGAUCCUUUGCUAUUAGUCAACAGUGCGUGUAAUGCCUUAUUGUUAUUUAAAGUAAACCGAAGUGAAUCUAAUUUGGAAAUAACUCAAAGCUUUUCAAUAAAACACCAAAAUCGGGAACUAAUGAUUCGAAGUUCCUUUUGUCCAAUUAUCUCAAAUCGACACGGAUUUUGUGUGGUCACCGGAUGUGAAGACACUUGUGUCCAUUUCUUUACUGUUGAAGACAACUAUUGUAAAAGCAAAUGCGUUAAUAAACUUCAGGGACAUUCAGCACCAGUUUUAGACGUCUGUUUUAAUUAUGAUGAAAGUCUUUUAGCUUCAAGUGAUAGUAAAGGAAAUGUCAUUAUUUGGAAAAGAGAAACAUUUUAA
Messenger RNA from Oppia nitens, 1632 nucleotides. Its product is annotated as WD repeat-containing protein 13-like. NCBI's taxonomy places the organism in Eukaryota, Metazoa, Arthropoda, Arachnida, Sarcoptiformes, Oppiidae. The transcript is spliced from 3 exons. The record is from RefSeq and is a predicted model, not a curated record. Bases 187 to 1632 code for a protein of 481 amino acids. Gene Ontology annotation, molecular function: promoter-specific chromatin binding; protein binding. Gene Ontology annotation, cellular component: nucleus.